GAAGAGGCGGGACAUAGCGCACAUUAAAUGAAGCCGCAGCAAAGUGUGAGACGAUAGACUUGUAGACUGUAGGUGACCCGUAUCUACUUACUGCUCAGGAGAAGAAGGACUUCCGACGCCUCUUAAAAAUACAGACAUUAACAAGGAAUCACUCCAAAACAAACCGCUGACCAUUAUGGCUCUGGACGGAUGUGGCCUCCUCUGCAAAUACACCCUCCUCAUUUUCAACCUCAUCUUCGCGGUGGUAGGUUUUGCCUUCUUAGGCCUCGGUUUGUGGCUGAGAUUCAGCGACAACACCAGAGGCAUCUUUGAAAUAGAUGCCCUCAACUCGACUGCAUUUGUUACGGGUGUGACGGUGCUGAUAGCUAUGGGUGCAGUGAUGCUGAUUGUGGUGGCGUUUGGAGACUAUGGCGCCUGCAACGAGAAACGAUGCUCUCUGCAAGUGUUCGCUGUCCUUCUGGCCAUUCUGGCUGUUGCUGAAGUUGCCAUUGGAGUGCUUGCCUAUUCAAGGAGUGAUGAGGUUGGGCUGCAGAUUACGGAGUUCUACUCCAGCUUGUAUGCUCUGUAUUCGGCUAGUGGAGACCCAGCCCUUGGUAUCACUCUCACAUUCAUCCACAAAAUGCUUCACUGCUGCGGAGUGACAGGAGUCCCCAUAAUAGAGCUGGCUAAAAAUACCUGCCCCAAACCAGAUGGGAUCUUUGAGCACUUGGUCAUGCCUAACUGUCCUGGGAUCAUCCUGGAUGUGUUUAACAGCAAGGCACCACUGGUGAUGGGUAUCUUCAUUGGAACUGGAGCUCUUUUGUUCAUAGCUUUGAUUUGCAGCACAACCCUCUCUGCAAAGCUUCGUCAGUCCGCCUCAUCUGCUCAGUAUAUCAUCCUGACUCAAUCCCCUGCAAACCUGGCUACACCUCUGCCACUUCAACAUCAAUCUGUCUCCACUUUGUACCCCCAUCUUGACCAAGAUCCAGUCGUCUUCACCCCUUUCACUGUGGCAAACAUCCCGGUGGCUCAGGCUUAGUGCCCCGUCCUCACAGUUUUCACUCUCACUCUCAUCCUGUCUUUUUAUUCCACAAUGCCCUGGCUUAUAGAAUACAAAUGCAAGUUUUCAUCCAUUUAUUUUUUACCUCUACUGUUAACUCAGUUUUACUUAUCAAUUGCGAAGGCUACAAUCAUUUAAAGUAAAUCAACUUGUGAUGAGCUGAUGAGACAGGUUCAAGCACAGAAGGCACACCUUCAUCACCAGCUAACUCCUGGAGGGCUCCUCACAUCACAAAUGAGUUAAAGGCAGUUUACAAGGUUGAAUUCUUUUAGGUAUCUACUUGUUCCUCAUUCUCUUUCUCUGUCUACUUGUUCCUCAUUCUCUUUCUCCCUGUCUUGUUCUGCACUAGCAUCCUUCUUUCAGUGGCUGUGCACAAAUUGAUAGCAGGGAAAGGGAAGUGCAACCUCUCCUUUUCACGCUCUCUCAUUGUGUGGCUGUGGUUUAAUCCUGGAGGUGAUAAGAGGAGUAGCAAGAUGUUCACUGCACAGCUCUUUGUCCCAUCCCUGCCCUUUACUUCCCCUCCACCCUCUGUGUCUGCAUGACAGAUUAUUGCCCUGGUCUGCUCCAGUAUCCUCCUGCAAAAGCUCAAGAGAUCACAGGAGGAAAUCACUGCGUACUACAACAAAGUGUAUUAAGAAGAGGAUUCAAAUUUCAACCCUGCUAUCGUCUUCCUCCUCAACGAAGACCACUGCUGGAAUUUUGGCUCAACCAGCAAAUCAAGGUUUACAGAUUUUUCUCUGUACGUGAACUACUGAUUUUAGUAGUUUUACAAUUGAAAUAGAAAUAUGUUAAAAAUGCAUGAUUAUGUCCUAAAACAUUGCAUUGUUCUAAUAAUGACCCAUUGUGACUAAUUGAAAAAUAAUGUAUUUGUCAAGAGCUGUUGACAACUAUCAAUAUUUCAUUGUGCCUUAAAAAAAAUUAUGCAGGUGAAAUGGAUGUUGCUUAUAUUUAGCUAUUAUUCACCCAGCUAGAAACUGUCACAGCUGGACAGCAUUUGCACACUAGUCUAACAGGCCUCUGGAUCACUGUUACUGUACGAUAAGUUAUCGAGGACGAGAGCAACAUGUUCAUUUAAUUACGAAUGCAGCAGGAAGGAGAACAAGAGACUCCUUAUUUCUAUCAAAGCUCCAUAUUUCUGUUUCACAUUUCAGCAGUUAUUAGAAUAUGCAGUGUUUUUGAUCAUCAUGGUGGCAGCUUUGUAACAUGGUUACUAACGUUUUGUGCUUUUGUCUGUUGCUGCACGUGGAAAAGUUGCAUACACUGAGUGGUGUUUUGUGUGACCCCACAGCCACUGGUGAAGGUCUUUGUGUUCAAAUUAAUGCAUACAUGCAAAAGGGAACUUUUUUUUUU
Messenger RNA from Scomber scombrus (Atlantic mackerel), 2389 nucleotides. RefSeq lists its product as uncharacterized. Lineage: Eukaryota; Metazoa; Chordata; Actinopteri; Scombriformes; Scombridae. The record is from RefSeq and is a predicted model, not a curated record. Bases 176 to 1018 code for a protein of 280 amino acids. The transcript has 9 exons. Gene Ontology annotation, cellular component: membrane.